GGGUUGGAGUUAAAUAAAAGAACCCUGUUUCUACCAGAAGGAUGCCUUGGUUUACGCAUUUUCUUAGAUAACGCACUUAAUAAUACUUUCAUGAUCAGCGUAAAGACGCAAUAGAUAAUAUCAUGAGACACAAUGGUAGAUGCAAUAUGUAGAAAGCAUUCAUAUCUUCGACUGUGAGAGGUGUUUGUGAUUUCAUCUUAUUUUUCGGCCCAAACUAUCAAGUGGAUGAUAGUGGAUCAAGAUACUUUUGCUGCAGACCUAUCACGUAGAUCUAUGUACAACUGAUGUGUAAACAUUUUUUACUGAAAAAAAAAAGAAAGAAAAAUAGUUUUAAUGAACAUUCACUACGGACUUUUCAUUGAGCAAGCUAUCUACAAUUUCACCAACCAGGGAGGUGUAUAUAAACAGUUUAUCACACAUUCGCGUAAACUACCCUAUAGGCCUAUACCCUAAGGGCUAACUAGCGCCAUUUUAGCCUUAACUAUAGGCGUACAGGCAUUCAUUGUGUACAUUUGUGUGUGUGUGUUACUUCGUUUUCUGAUCAAAACUAAGACACAUUCUUGAAUUUCUAAGCUUGGAUUUGUUGCAACGGAUUGAAAAUGAUGAUCAGUAGUAUAGAAAAACUGACUGGGUCAGUUGAAGAAAGUCUUCAAGAUUUCACGUCUCCAGUUAAGCAUGAGAAGAAAAAGAAGAAGAAAAAAGGGCAGGAUGAAAUGGGAGAGCUUAAACGUGAGUUGGAAAUGGACGAGCAUAAAAUUCCCCUGGACAUUUUGUUUGCAAGACUUGGCUCAGAUCCAGUAAAUGGACACACUCCAGAGAGGGCUGCAGAAAUUCUUGCUAGAGAUGGAAUGAAUCAACUGACUCCUCCCAAAUCUACCCCAGAAUGGAUCAAGUUCUGUAAGACUAUGUUAGGAGGAUUUGCUCUCUUGCUAUGGAUUGGCAGUAUACUGUGUUUCAUUGCUUAUGCCAUACAGGCAGGACAACAAGACAAUCCUCCUGGUGAUAAUCUUUACCUUGGUAUAGUAUUGGCUGGUGUUGUUAUUAUUUCUGGAGUAUUUUCAUAUUACCAAGAAGGGAAGAGCUCACGAAUAAUGGAUUCUUUUAAAAACUUGGUGCCACAGAGUGCCUUGGCAAUCAGAGGUGGAGAAAAGAUGAAUGUUUUGGCAGCACAUUUGGUUGUUGGGGAUUUAGUUGAAGUCAAGUUUGGAGAUCGUAUCCCAGCAGAUAUUAGAAUUAUUUCUGCACAUGGAUUUAAAGUAGAUAACUCUUCACUCACUGGAGAAUCAGAACCACAGUCCAGGUCAACAGAAUGCACACAUGAUAAUCCAUUAGAAACUAAAAACAUUGCUUUUUUUUCUACAAAUGCUGUGGAGGGUACUGCUGUAGGUGUGGUCAUUCGAGUUGGCGACAACUCAGUCAUGGGUCGCAUUGCCAAUUUAGCUUCAGGUCUGGAAGUAGGAGAGACACCCAUUGCCAAAGAGCUGUCUCACUUCAUACACAUCAUCACGGCUGUUGCUGUUUUCUUGGGUGUCCUCUUCUUCAUAAUUGCCUUUUUCUUUGGUUACUUUUGGCUGGACGCAGUCAUCUUUCUGAUAGGCAUCAUCGUAGCCAAUGUGCCAGAGGGACUUCUUGUCACAGUCACUGUGUGCUUAACACUGACUGCCAAACGUAUGGCCAAGAAAAAUUGUUUGGUCAAGAAUCUGGAAGCUGUGGAAACACUGGGAUCCACUUCGACCAUUUGCUCUGAUAAGACUGGAACUCUGACUCAGAACAGAAUGACAGUAGCUCAUAUGUGGCUUGAUGGACGCAUCAUUGAAGCUGAUACUAGGGAAGAUGAAUCCAGUGGUGUUAUUUCAAGUGAUGAUGUGACCUGGAAGUGCUUGUCUAGAAUUGCCAUGCUGUGUAGUCGUGCAGAGUUCAAACCUGGUCAGGAGAAGCUGCCAGUUCUGAGAAGGGAAUGUAAUGGUGAUGCUUCAGAAUCAGCUCUGUUGAAAUGUGUUGAAAUGACAGUUGGCAAUGUGAUGGAAUAUCGUGAGCAACAUAAGAAAGUUAUUGAAAUUCCAUUCAACUCAACCAACAAAUUUCAGGUGUCUAUUCAUGAGAACACAGAACCAGGUAGAAGCUCUCAUUAUUUACUGGUGAUGAAGGGGGCACCAGAAAGAAUUCUUGAGUGUUGCUCUACCAUCUUGAUGAAUGGAAAUGAAGAACCUUUGUCUGAGAAGUACAAAGUGGCUUUUAACAGUGCUUACUUACAGCUGGGUAGUCUUGGAGAGAGAGUCUUAGGUCUUUGUGACUACAUAUUGCCUGCUUCCCAGUUCCCACUUGGUUUUCAGUUUGAUGCAGAGACUCAAAAUUUUCCUGUCUCUGGCCUUCGCUUUGUUGGCUUGAUGUCCAUGAUUGACCCACCCAGAUCAGCUGUCCCUGGUGCUGUGGCCAAAUGUAGGAGUGCUGGUAUUAAGGUCAUUAUGGUGACUGGUGAUCAUCCCAUCACUGCAAAGGCUAUUGCUAUAGGUGUUGGUAUAAUCUCUGUGGACAGUAAGACAGUGGAAGACAUAGCAGCUGAGAGAGGGAUACCUGUGGAAGAGGUAGAUCCAAGGGAGGCCAAAGCUGCAGUUAUUCAUGGUGGAGAGUUGAAAGACAUGACUCCAGCUCAGAUUGAUAAAGUUUUGUCUACACAUUCUGAGAUAGUCUUUGCUCGUACAUCACCUCAGCAGAAGUUGAUCAUCGUAGAGGGAUGUCAGAGACAAGGACAGAUUGUGGCUGUAACGGGUGAUGGCGUUAAUGAUUCUCCUGCCCUUAAGAAAGCUGAUAUUGGUAUUGCCAUGGGUAUUACUGGCAGCGACGUCAGUAAGCAGGCUGCUGACAUGAUCCUCUUGGAUGAUAACUUUGCAUCAAUUGUUACUGGUGUUGAGGAAGGACGUCUCAUCUUUGACAACUUAAAGAAGUCCAUCGCCUACACUCUGACCUCAAACAUUCCCGAAAUUUCUCCUUUCCUGAUAUUCCUCCUUGCGGACAUUCCCCUUCCUCUUGGCACCAUCACCAUCUUGUUUAUUGACCUUGGAACUGACAUGGUGCCUGCCAUCUCACUGGCAUAUGAACAAGCUGAAUUAGACAUUAUGAAGAGGUAUCCUCGUGACCCUAAGAAAGACAGGCUGGUAAACGACAGACUUAUCAGUGUUUCCUAUGGACAGAUAGGGAUGAUAGAGGCUUGUGCUGGCUUUUUCACUUACUUUGUAGUCAUGGCUGAACAAGGGUUUCUGAUGGAUCGCCUGGUUGGCUUGAGGGUUGAGUGGGACUCCCCUGGCAUCAAUAACCUUCAAGAUUCCUAUGGACAAGAAUGGACAUUUGCCCAACGCAAGAAACUAGAGUACACUUGUUACUCUGCAUUUUUUGUCUCCAUUGUUGUAGUCCAGUGGUUUGACCUGAUCAUCCGUAAAACAAGGCGGCUGUCCAUUAUACAACAUGGAAUGAAGAAUCAUUACUUGACAUUUGGCUUGUUUUUUGAGACUGCACUUGCAGCAUUUUUGUGUUACUGUCCAGGUCUGAAUGAAGGUCUUCACAUGCAGCCUCUAAGGUUUACCUGGUGGCUGUGUGCUCUGCCCUAUGGUAUCUUAAUCUUCUUUCUCGAUGAAGGGAGGCGGCUUUUACUGCGAAGAUCUCCUGGAGGAUUUAUAGAAAGAGAGACCUAUUAUUAGCCAUGGCCCUAGCAGGCAAAGAAAUUACAGGCUCUGUCAGUCUGUUAUAUAUAUCCAUAAAUUUGAUAUCCUUACAAAUGUUUUCUAAGUUUACAUUAAAUUCACUUUGAUGCUAUUUUACUGUAAAUGCUUGGAAAUUUGUGUUAUAUAUACAAAUGUAAUUAACAUGUAUCCAGGACUUUAUAUGAAUAUGUCUGCAUAAGUCAUGCUAGCUAUUAAUGUUUACUGUAAAGACUAUAUCAUGCAUUUUUUUAAAUAUUUACUGCAUUUUAUCCAGUUGUAUUGGAAUGCUAAGUAAAUGUGUUUACAGUAUUUUAUCCAGUUGUAUUGGAAUGCUUGUGAAAUUGGAUAAAUGCUAUGUAUCCAACUAUGAUGUUUAUUUUUAAUUGACAUUUAUUUGACAAUAUUUUCUGCUGAGAUUUUUUCUCAUUUAUGCAUUUAAAAUUUUUAAUAGCAUUUAUCUCAACCCAAAGUUAAAAUGGCUUUGUGAAGUGUAUAAAGAAUCAUAGUUUGAUAAGUGGUGGUGAUCAUUAUAAAUCAGUAGUCAAAUCAGUAGUCAAAGAAAGGCUUACUUCUUGUUUGUGUGUAGUGUACUAACUUUGAAUUGUUAAUACCAUUACUGUAUCUGAUGUUUUCUAUUCCUCUCAUGCAGGAGGUUUGAGUACUUACCAAAUUGAUCUUUCUGAUAUCUGAAAGUUUACAUUUGAGCAAGUAUACAGAUGUCCACAAUAUCAUGUUUGUUUUCUAUAUUUCUUGUUACUGAUAGAGGAUCUCAUUGCUUUUAAAAAAACUCAUUACAAAUGAGGAUACUGCACUUUGAAUGAAAUUAUUAUUUAAAAACAAAUUACAUUUUGUUAAAAGAAAUUAAAUUUAU
Molecule: messenger RNA, 4569 nt
Organism: Biomphalaria glabrata
Lineage: Eukaryota; Metazoa; Mollusca; Gastropoda; Planorbidae
Product: sodium/potassium-transporting ATPase subunit alpha-like
Exons: 19
Coding region: 600-3695 (1031 amino acids)
Biological process (GO): intracellular potassium ion homeostasis; proton transmembrane transport; intracellular sodium ion homeostasis
Cellular component (GO): membrane
Molecular function (GO): ATP hydrolysis activity; P-type sodium:potassium-exchanging transporter activity; ATP binding
Source: RefSeq, a predicted model, not a curated record